Messenger RNA from Diaporthe batatas, 5687 nucleotides. RefSeq lists its product as uncharacterized. The record is from RefSeq and is a predicted model, not a curated record. Gene Ontology annotation, cellular component: mitochondrial small ribosomal subunit. Gene Ontology annotation, molecular function: structural constituent of ribosome. Bases 291 to 1334 code for a protein of 347 amino acids. The transcript is spliced from 3 exons. Gene Ontology annotation, biological process: mitochondrial translation. NCBI's taxonomy places the organism in Eukaryota, Fungi, Ascomycota, Sordariomycetes, Diaporthales, Diaporthaceae.
UACAACCCUAACCCCCAAGCUUCGCCCAGUCUUCGCGUCCGGCCUCGGAACAACCGCUGCCGGCUGUUUGAAAAUUUGCAAGCUCCGCCUUGCUCUGCCAGAAACUCCUCGUCUGUGAUCGCGUGGCUCCCCAGACCUGUUUGUAGUCUCUGGGCGCGCCCCAACCCAACACAACGCAAACACAGACCUGUUCUGUGUAUGACCAUAAUGAGAGCGGCACGACAAUUGAUAACAUCUCAAUAACGUCAUUUACUUUCUUUUCCUUUCUCAAUUCCCCCAGUCCUCCCAUAAUGCCUCCUCGGUUACCGUCCCACCCGCUGCAGGCCUGCUGCGCAGAGCUUUCAAGCCUCUCCAGCAGCAGCUCCGGAAGCAUCGCGGUCGCCUCGGCGUCACCACUCGAGCGCGCACUUCUCUCCUCCCAAUUCCUAUCCCUCCCGUCGUCGUGCAGGUCCUUUCAGACCAGCACCAGCCGCCAACGACGAAAUGCGCCAAUCCUGAAGCAGCGGAUGCAAGACUGGUUCAAGAAGCAGGGCAAGGAUCUGAAGAUCCACAAUCCCGGCCAGCCAAAUUACCUGCAGAACAGAUCGAAAGGCCCACCGCGCCCAUUCCCCUCCAACCCCGCGUUCAUCAGCCAGCCCGUCCUAUCCGAGGAGGCACGCGAAUUGAUCUGGAACAAGGUCAUGGUGAAGUGGGAGGGCGUCAAGGCCGUCUCCGCCGAGCUGGGCGUUGACCAGAGGAGGGUAGCAGCCGUGGUGAGGAUGAAAGAGGUGGAAAAGGACUGGGAAGCAAAGGGCCAAAAGCUGGCAAAAGUCUACUCCAGGGCUGUUCUCGAGAUGGUGCCCACACACAGCUAUCCUGAGGACCAGCCAAUACAGGCCCUCGAGCCGAUCAAUGAGAUCCACGUGCACGGUUACACGAUGCAGCAGCUCUUUGUGCCAACUUCGGAAUCGCGGCACUUUACGCGCGAGGAUGCGGCAAAGGCGUUCCACCAUACCAUGCUGUCGCCCGACCAGCGUGUGCCACACCGUGAGCUUGUGGAAAUGGAAAGGAGGGUCAAGGACGGAAUGAAGCAGAAGGAGAGCUGGGAUCUGUUCAAGAAGGAAGCCAAGAAGUCCGAGGACGACAGGGACUCCGAGAUCCUCUCCAAGGCAGAGAAGGAGAAGAAGAACACCACGACUAUCGCAACAGGCCGAUUCGAAUUCCGGAUCAAGUCAGUCAGUGCUGAUGAUGUCGGCAAGGACGGUCGCUCUAGGGGAGGUGUCGGCUGGAGGUACGGCAUUCCGUUUGAAGACCGGAAGAAGAACCAAGUCAAGAUCCCUACCAAGAUCGACUAGAUAUACCUGAUGGGAGCAACAUAUGUACAACAAAUUAUAUAACAACGAUGAUACGAGCGGCAGGAUACCCCCUUGGAUGAACAGCGUUGUCAUGAUAGUGUGUAUUUUCAGACUGCGUACGGCGCGUCAGAACUCCUCGCAAUGCCGGCUCUAUCUACCCCUGAAAAAAAGAGAACGGCCCCGAAUGCAGACACCCUCCUUUGGAGCCGUCAUAGCCUGAUCUGCCACGCGUCACGCCACAACCAGCAGCUUUUGAUGCUCCUGCCAGUCAACAGGCCGGUGAACCCCGCCAAUCUCAACAACUAGAUUCCUCCUAAUCUGCCCAAUCUCCUCAUCAGACAAUCCGCACCGCCCCUUGACGAAAGCCUCGACGCCCCCAUACUCCCGGCGGAUCAGCGCCAGCGUGCCCAGCAUAGCUUCAGGUCGAGAGCCAACCAUGCGCUCGGCGGCAGCUCGGUCGCCUUUGAGCGGGCCGGAGCGCGUCAGGCUCUCGACGAACUCGGCACGGCGGUGGCCCAAACCCAGGUCAGUCAGCGAGUACUCGUGGGCGACGGCGUCGUCGGGCACGCCGCACAGAGACAGCACGAGCGCGCACAGGACGCCUGUCCUGUCCUUGCCGGCGGUACAGUGCGUCAGGAUCGGCGUAGGGGCCUGCGAUGCCGAGGCGAGGUGGCGCAGGACGGCGGCGAAGGGUUGUGCGCCGCUGGGGUCAGUUCCGCUCUUGAGGAUGCGGUCGUAGACGUGCACGAAGCCCUUUGCUGUUUCGUCAGCCUUGUUUCAACAUCCUGGCGGGCUUGGAGCCUUGGAUCUGUGAGGCGGGGAGGCCUGGCUCGGCCAGAGAGUGAGGGCAGUGUAGCAGACGAGAACAAGGGGCGGAAGUGCUACUGGGGGAUGGUGAGGCUUGAGCUGGUGAGCGAGGGGCUUGGAAACCGAGGACAAGACCACUGGCGACAUGAAAUAUCCAGAUCGAGACUGCUGCAUAAGGCAUCUCCCGAGCAGCCUCGGCUCACCGCAGCUCGGGCUUUGCUGAGCACACACUGCGGCCAUGACAAUGCAGCUAGAUUAGGAGGCAAAAAACACGACAUGAAGGUGGCAUGCCAACUCACCCCGCCCUCGGCGCUUGAGAAAUGCGCAUACCGCCUCGCAACAGCCUCAGGGCUGUAAUCCUCGUCCAAGAAGACAGGCGCAAAGAUCCUCUGGGCGCCGUCCCACUCCCUCGGCUGCCUGCCGCCGAGCUCGGCGUCGUGCUUUAGCUCUGGCAGGGACCGCAGGUCAAAGACGUGCGAGAUGCGCAGGGUGUCGCGCAGGACGGCGAUGCCGUCGUCCGUCAGCAGCGAGGGCUCGCUGGAGCGGAAGAGGAUGCCCCGGCGGAUGAUCUUGCGCGGCUCCCCAUCGCCGUCCUCGCCGCUGGUGUUGGUGACUGGAUAGCCGCCGCAGUCGCGGAAGUUGGGGAGGCCUGGGACGUCCACAAAGGGAGGCAUUGGCAGUGGCGUAGUGGUUGCUGCCAUUUUUGCUGCUAUUUUGUGCUGCUUGGCGGGCUGUCUGUCGCGUGAGGAUUGGUCAAGCCCUGAAGCGCUGAAGGGAUUCGGAUUCGGUGCUUGGAAGGGAAGUGUCUUGGGCGAGCCGGCAAAGCUGGGCGAAGGUGGCUGUUGGCGGGAAGGAAGCAGCUGCAGCGGUUGCAGAUAAAAAGAGGCAGUUGUGGGUGCGGGUGGGUGUGUGUGGUGGAGAGUCAGCCCAUCUCGCUUCCUCCAUCGACGGGCAACGCUUGCCAACACAGCUCUCACUUCCCGAGGUCGGCCACUUGAGCAGUCAAUGUGCACGGGCGAGUCUGAUAACAGCCACUCGGCGCCCAAUCUACAGACAAGAGCGCCUCAGCAAUUGCGCUGAAUGCCCGUUGCGUUGCCCGUUGAAUUGUCUUGUUCCCAUCCACGACCCCGGCAUGUCAGGGCGGAAGCGGAAGCACCCCUGUUCCCCGGGUGCAUUGUCGGCUUCUCCCCGCCCUGCUAGCCCCCCUCACCUCCGGUGACAGGCCGGAGCCGGCCUCACCCCCGACCACAACCAAGGUGGAGAUCCUCUGGGACAUCCCAGCCGUUGCCGCGGCCCUGCGAGUGCUUCUCGAGAUCCUGCUUGCACUGGAGCCCCUUGGCUGCGAGCUGCAGGUAGUGACUUGGUUGCAACUAUAUCUUGUUCAGUAGGCUCAAUGAUGGGUUCAAUCCGGCCGUGAGUUGUCUGCUUUCACCACAUCAACUUGAACAGCCGGUAGAAGAGAACUCAACGAUGGUUGCUUCACAUCUUGCUGAAAGGGACAGUUGACCCCGGUGGAGGGCAGCUGGAACUGGAAUCAGUGACAGCCCUGAGGGGACUAAACUAUUGGCUGCACUCCUCGUAAUUUGAACUGCUUGACUGGCCACCGCCGUGGGGUCGAUUCAAACCACAUCACCCAUGAAAGAACAUACUCAGAAACAAAUCAGUACUCUCUCGGCCAGCAUCCCUCUCACCCCCAACUUGCUUGCAGCUGUGGCAGAUCACCAGGCGAUGUGCCCCCCCCCCCCUCCAGCCUGCAGGUCAGCCAGCCAACAAGCCCCAUGCAGGGGCCGGCAGCCGAGGUCCCAUCCACUACAAGGCGCGAAAACUACCAAGUACCUAGCUCCUGCUUUUGCCUUUAUUUUCUCACACCUUCCUGGCUGACAAGAGCAACGGUCUACGUACGGGGUACAGUGACGACGCGGCGGUUCCAGGCCAAUCAAUGGGCGCUUCUCGUCCUCUCCGAAGCUGUUUACGCAGGGGACAAGACUUUCCUAGUAGCCUUUUGCUUUUCCCCUCUCCCCAGGCUGCAGUGCAGAUCGCCGUUACGCCAUCCCGACGCUCGUGUAUGUACAAGAGGGAAGACGGACUUUGCAGCUCCACAUCUCGCCUCGCGCCGGGCUGCCCAUGAGGUUGAAAGGCAUAAUGGCGGGCUGAUUAGACUUUUGCUCUUGUGUUGGGUGUAUAACCUACCCAAUUGCUUGGGCAGUUACACAUGCUGGCCGUUAGCGUUUGUUGCCUUAUUUUCAUGACCCGCGUCGUCGGGCGGCCCCCAUUCUCAAGGCAGCCAUCUCCUUCGUCCCCUUCCCAACCAGCCUGCCUGGGAAUCACAGGGCGAAACGAAACAGCGCAGAGCCUAGGCGUGAGGCCAAAUUCGCCACUCCGUCAUCCCCUCUGUGUUUGGCCACUCCGCCCCUGGCCCAAAACCUGGGCCGGCUACGCCUCGGGGCCAAAAAAGCUGCCUCGUGUCGUUUCUUGUGUGCCCGCGAGACACAGGCCCGGGGUCCUCACCGCCCUCGCGUCCUGUCUGCCCGUGCUACAGCUCGAUUGAGCACAGCUUGCGUUGGCUUAGGCCAGUGUGAACCCUAGGGCAUCAUCUGUGAGUGGGAGUGUGAUGUCAGGGCGGGGAGGCCUCAAGGCACAGCGCCCAGCAGGGCCCUCUGUCUGGUCGCUAUUCAUCAAUGGUAGCCUGGGUCACGGUGCCCGUCAGCUCCCCCCCCCCCGGCCCACCUGCGGAGCCGCAACACCAACUGCCGUGGUCAUAAUGUCGCGAUCAAUGACGACAGCAAUGGAGGCCGGCUGCUGCCCCCCGCGGGUUCCCUUUUUUGGCGCGGGGUAGACACAGCUUGGUCAGAAAAAUAACAACAAUGCAUGGAACUUCUGCAAUGUUUCCCGUGGAACUUUUGUUGUCACACUCGAUCUCAGAUUGCAUCUGGUUUGGCAGGUGUGGGUGUGUGGAGAUCUGCAGCACUCCAAGACUUGCAUGAUGGUGCGCGCUGGGGGAGGGGAGCGAGGGGCCAACCACAAACAACUCCAUGAUAAGCCUGGAGAGGAAGGCAACUUUCAGGACCUUCUGUGAAUGCGGCCGCAUUUCCAGACCGUGGAACGCCAGAGGGGUAAGCAAGGGGUCAAUGAAACUGCGUGCUUUUUACCCGCCAUCUGGGCAGCGUCAAACAAGGGACGGGUCGUGUUGGUGUAUAAGUUUAUUCAGACUACAAUACAGGCCCAAAAUUGCGAUUCCCUUCACCACGUGCGCCGUUAUAAAAUGCAAAAUGGUAUCAAGUUGUUUCCAGCCCCUAAGACCAAUUUUUUUCCUGCUCUUUUUGUUCUGACACGAAGCCGGUGGCAGGCGAGGUCGUUGAGGCGAGGUCGUUGAGGUCACGAGAGUCGGCAGGUUGGGGGGGGGGGUGAUAUCGUGCUGGGGAAAGAGCUGAUUGCUAAGGGAUGGCGAACCCUCAACAGCCUGGAAUUCACAUCAGUUCCAACCGUGCCUGUUUUAUUCCAAUAAAGCAUGUGGGAAGGCUCACCAUCAAAGGAUGUCUCCUGUUG